Messenger RNA from Dioscorea cayenensis subsp. rotundata (Guinea yam), 1190 nucleotides. RefSeq names its product putative E3 ubiquitin-protein ligase RING1b. Gene Ontology annotation, molecular function: nucleosome binding; metal ion binding; ubiquitin-protein transferase activity. Gene Ontology annotation, biological process: double-strand break repair. Gene Ontology annotation, cellular component: site of double-strand break; nucleus. NCBI's taxonomy places the organism in Eukaryota, Viridiplantae, Streptophyta, Magnoliopsida, Dioscoreales, Dioscoreaceae. Bases 36 to 1031 code for a protein of 331 amino acids. The transcript has 6 exons. The record is from RefSeq and is a predicted model, not a curated record.
GAGAAGGCCAUGAAACUCCAUUAGAGAAGCCACCAAUGAGAUCCGAAGAAGAGAAGAAGGAUGAGAGCAUGCUAAGCCCUGGGUUCCGGUCAGCGGCGGCCAUGGCUGGCUGGGACGAGGAGGCUCUACUCUUGGCCAGCCUCAUUGUAGAAGACACACCUCUCAGAGAGUCUCGCCAAAAGAAACGCCCUGGAUUCCUUUCCAAAACCCCAAGCUCCACCAAUUCAAUCAGGAAACGGAGGCCGCGGAGGCAGAGUCCCGGUUCACUGCCGGCUGUUGUUCUUUGUCUUGAUGAUGAGAAGAAUGAUGUUCAAGAAGGUGAUGGAGUGAAGAGAAGAGAAGAAGGAGAUGGUGGUGUUGAUGAGGAGAAGAAUGGAGGAGAAGAGGUUUCGGCCGAGAAGGUUUCGGAGAAUGGAUUUCCUUGCAUUGAUAGACUAAGGGAAGAGCUUUCUUGUGCGAUAUGUUUGGAGGUUUGUUUUGAGCCAAGCACUACUCCCUGUGGCCACAGUUUCUGCAUAAAAUGCUUGAAAUCAUCUGCUUCUAAAUGUGGGAAAAGAUGUCCAAAAUGCAGGCAACUUAUCAGCAGCACAAGGUCUUACACAGUGAACACAGUGCUUUGGAACACAAUUCAGCUUCUAUUUCCCGACGAAAUCAAGGCAAGAACAAAGUGCAUCAAUACAUCAUCAUCACCUAAAACAAGCCCGGAAAGACGAAAUAGAAACACAAUCACUAGCAGUGCAAGGACCACCAUUAGCCAAGCUCCGAGAGCGAUAGCAAGAGAUAAUAAUAACGGCAGUAAUCGACGAAGAAGAGCAAUGCCGAGCCAAUCGGAGGAUGCAGCAUUGGCCUUGAGGUUACAAAGAGAAGAAUUUAUGGAAGCAUUCAGAGAAAAUGACAAUGAACAACAACAACAACAACAACAUCAGCCUAGAAAUGCAUCUGUGUACACUGCUAGAAACAACUUGAGAGCAAUGGCAUCAAGAGCUGUUAAUUUUCGGAGAAGAGGCCGUUUUCCUUACAUCAUAGACUAGUUUUUUUUUUUUUAUUAUUCUUAUGAAUGCUACUUGCAUUUCCAAUCAUUUUGUUCAUUUUAUAAUUAUGCAUUGUUCUAAGUUGUCAUUGAUUAACAUUUUGAAGAAUUCUCCUCCAAACUUGAAUUUUUUUUGUUUUUGUUUUUUUUUUCAGUAAAA